CUCUACUCGCAUCCUGUCCGGUGACGAUAGCGGGCGGCUACAGAACCAAACCCAGUCUGAGGCUGCUAUAUUUCGUAAUUAAAUCAAUUAAACAUUGAUUGAAAUAACUCAGACCACCGUGAACGAUAAAUACCGAGCACAAUGAUUCGCUUUAUCCUCAUCCAGAAUCGUGCAGGGAAAACCAGGUUGGCCAAGUGGUACAUGCAGUUUGAUGAUGAUGAGAAGCAGAAGCUGAUUGAAGAGGUUCAUGCCGUAGUGACAGUCCGUGAUGCCAAACACACCAACUUUGUAGAGUUCAGAAACUUCAAGAUCAUUUAUAGGCGAUACGCUGGCCUGUACUUCUGCAUCUGUGUGGAUGUGACAGACAAUAACCUGGCUUACCUGGAAGCUAUUCACAACUUUGUUGAGGUUUUGAAUGAGUAUUUCCACAAUGUGUGUGAAUUAGAUCUGGUCUUCAAUUUCUACAAGGUAUAUACAGUGGUGGACGAGAUGUUUCUGGCAGGAGAGAUCAGAGAGACCAGCCAGACGAAGGUGCUCAAGCAGCUCCUCAUGCUGCAGUCUUUGGAAUAACGAGCCUGUCAAUCAAUCAACCACCAUUGCUGCAGGCCCCGCCCAUCUCCACAGGCUCCGCCCACCCCAUGCUGCAGCCAAGCCAUAUUAUUCGUAUGGAUGUUGUCUUGCUGAAAUACAUCCACAAACAUUUCACCUUUUCUUUACAUUUCAUGUCCACGAUGAAGGAUGUUGCCAUUCUGUUCAAAUUGGUACGUUUAUUAAACCUUCCCCGGUUAUUGACCGAAUUAUUCAUUGGCAUAGCCAGAAUUAAAUACUUACAUUUUAUAGUACAUUAGACUUCAGUGUCUCGGACUGGCAACCUUUCCAAGUCCGUUCAUUAACACUAACACAGAUAAUAGCAUCACGUUAGCCAAAAUCUGCCAUGGCAUGGAAGCAUUGGUCCUGUAAAUGCAAAAUGCAUGGGCUGCACUACUAUAUAUAAAACUUGAUUUUAUCAAACAAAUCCUCCCCAAACAUGUCCAGCUCAUUUAAUGAAACAUUCAAAUCAAAUGUUAAAUAUAUCAAGUCAAAAUCUGUGAAGAUUGUUUUGUAUUGUGUACAUAUAUGCCUACAUUAUAUAUGCAUCUAUUUUAAAUUUAAAUGUUAUGAACUAACCAGUCAUUCCAGGCAUCUAAACACUCUCAGUUUCUGCUUGUUGUAAUUGCAUUGAAGUCUGUUGGUUUUAUGGAGAACUCGAGCCAGCGAUUAGCGAGCGCUUUAGAGAACAAGGCUGAGUGGAAGAAUGGAACUCAGGGGGAAAAUGACAAAAGAUGGUCUACCUUUAAUUUCCCCUUUUGUGGCGCCAAGCGCUCUAUGGCAACUGCUCAGCCUUGAAACGUUUCAUUGCAGUUCGAUUCAUGAGUUACUAUGAGAAUCUGCCUUUUUGUAUGUGUAUGUUUUAUAUUCUUUCUUUUCGUCUCUUCUGCCCUAGUCCAAAGUAUUCUAGAUCUGCCUAUUUGUCCCUGUGAGAUUGCAGAGUAACAGUUGAUGGAAGUCGUGUUACUCUCAUGUGUGUGUUGCUGUCAGUGUAUAUAUCCAUACAGGUGAAAUAAAGAAAAUUAAAACCG
Messenger RNA from Sinocyclocheilus anshuiensis, 1619 nucleotides. RefSeq names its product adaptor related protein complex 2 subunit sigma 1 (gene ap2s1). Gene Ontology annotation, molecular function: clathrin-cargo adaptor activity. NCBI's taxonomy places the organism in Eukaryota, Metazoa, Chordata, Actinopteri, Cypriniformes, Cyprinidae. Gene Ontology annotation, biological process: clathrin-dependent endocytosis; intracellular protein transport. The record is from RefSeq and is a predicted model, not a curated record. The coding region runs from base 142 to 570 and encodes 142 amino acids. The transcript has 5 exons. Gene Ontology annotation, cellular component: membrane coat; AP-2 adaptor complex.